AUGCUUGAAGCUGAGGCACUGAAACUUGAAAAUCAAGCACGUUUCAUUUUGGAGAAAAAUGACCAAAAAAUCAUCAUGGAAAAUAUUAAGAGAAAAGAAUUUCUCAAGAUAUUGAUUGAACGAAAAUAUGAUUCGGAUCCUGUGAAAGCAUGGCGUAAGGAAUUUAAUAUCGAUCAAAAUGAACCCGACACCACGUCAAAUAAUGAAAAUGAAGACAUUGAAAAUGAUGAUAAAAUGCCUGAAACGGAAGAGGAGAAAAAACAUGAUUUUGACUAUCUUAUCGAUAUGACAAUGCGAACAAUGUUAAGAGAAAAUGUUCAAGAAUUAUUGAAAAAACGUGAUGCCAAAAAAUCUGAAUUAGAAGAACUUAAACGUUCCACGCCAGAAAUGCUUUGGGAGAAAGAUUUGGAUGCAUUUCUUGAAGAACUUGAACGUGUGGAAAAAAAUGAACGUGAAAAUGCGCUGAAAGGUAUUCGUCCAAAAAAAUCGGCUAAAAUUACGGCAAAAGGUUUGAAAAUUUCAAAUUUGGCUGAUAUCUAUAAACCAAGUGAACUGGCUGAUCGAAUUGAACCGAAAAUAGAUUUUGAAAAAUAUCAACCGAAAAAAGAACGGCCAUCACGUCGUGUUCGUAAAGUGACAAAUUAUAAACAAAUUUUCGAUGACAAUGAUGAAUCGGAUGAUGACUUUCAUGAUAAUGACGAUAAUGAUGAUGAUGAUGAUACAGUUGAGUCAGAUGAUUUAUAUGAAAUUGAUGAUUGA
Messenger RNA from Dermatophagoides farinae (American house dust mite), 759 nucleotides. The record is from RefSeq and is a predicted model, not a curated record. NCBI's taxonomy places the organism in Eukaryota, Metazoa, Arthropoda, Arachnida, Sarcoptiformes, Pyroglyphidae.